AUGUGCCGGGUGGAUCCUAGUUUUUUUAUCCUGUAUGUGACGUACCAGUGCUUUUUUGGAAUGCCGAGCAAGAGGAAGAGGAAGAGAGCGGUGGAGAGAGAGAGACCCACCAUACACCCUCGAAACAAGUACUCCGAUAACCCACCGGACUUUGGACUCUUGGCAUCUCUUUAUCCUUCUUUCGAGCCCUUCGUGUUCUUCUCUCGCGAUGGUCGACCCAGAAUCGACUGGACCGACUUCAAAGCCACCCGAGAACUCACCAGGGUUUUGCUCCUUCACGAUCAUGGCCUCAACUGGUGGAUUCCAGAUGGGCAGCUCUGCCCAACGGUGCCCAACAGGUCCAAUUACAUCCAUUGGAUUGAAGAUCUUCUGGCAUCCGACAUAAUCUCAAACAAAUGUGCGGAUGGUGGUCUUGUACGGGGUUUUGAUAUUGGAACUGGGGCCAAUUGCAUUUACCCUCUUCUUGGUUCAUCACUUGGUUGGAGCUUUGUUGGUUCAGAUGUUACUGAUGUAGCACUAGAGUGGGCUGAGAAAAAUGUUAAAAAUAAUCCACAUAUUUCUGAAUUAAUCGAAAUCAGAAAGGUUGACACUGAGGAGAGGUCAUCUUUUAAGCUAGAGUCACAUAGUAGCCAGUCAGUUGAUAGGGAAAGCAGUAUACAUUUAAGUGAAACAAAGGCUGAGGACACAGAGUGUUCGAACUCAACUUUACCUGAACUACGUUCCGGAGUGAAUAAGAGUUAUUAUGGACCACCCAUGCUUGUUGGUGUUGUCAAAGAAGGGGAGAGAUUCGACUUUUGUAUGUGCAAUCCUCCAUUUUUUGAGACAAUGGAGAAAGCAGGAUUGAAUCCAAAAACUUCUUGUGGUGGAACUCCACAGGAGAUGGUUUGUCCUGGUGGAGAGCUGGCUUUUAUCAGUUGCAUUAUCGAGGACAGUGUUGAAUUGAAGCAGUCUUUUCGGUGGUACACUUCGAUGGUGGGAAGAAAAUCAAACCUGAAGAUUCUUAUGUCGAAGCUUCGGGAGGUUGGAGUGACGAUAAUUAAGACAACUGAAUUUGUUCAAGGGCAGACAUGCCGCUGGGGGCUUGCUUGGUCUUUCAUAUCUCCUGCCAAGAAGAUAAUAUCGUCCCAUAUGGCUCAGAAAAAUAACCUGUCUUUCAUGCUUGAGGGUCUUCAGCGCCAAUACACUGCCAUUCAGGUGUUGCAAUCAGUGGAGUCCUUUUUCAGUGCCGUUGGUGCAUCUUGUAAAUCAAAUUCCUCCACAUUUAAUGUUGAAGUCACUGUAACAAAAGACCACUUUGAUUUAAUUAUGAAAGGUGAGAGACCAAAAAUCAAUGAAGCGGGUAGUUGCUGGUAUGAAGUAGAGAAAUUUAAUUAUCCAAGAAGUCUGGGCCAUCCAUCCGAUGAUUUGUGUUUCCGCAUCUUGGUCUUCCAACAAAUCCCGGGCACACUUUUGGUGAAAGGAUCAUUGCAGCAUAAAGAAAGCCCAGUCUCAGGGGCUUUCUCAUUGAUAUUCCAGCAACUAGAAGUAGUUCUGAAAGAUAAAUUUUGUACUGAGAAGGCAUCAGCAGCUGCCUCGUACUCUAAUCGUUCACAAUAACAGUGUAUGAUUUGCUGAACUCAUACUUGUAAGAUUAAAAUUUGUACCAUAUUUUUGGGAUAUUUACAAUGAAAAUGUCAGAAUUCAACUUGUAGCAGUAGAGUGGCAAGAACGCAUAGUAUACAAUGUUUAUUAUAAAUUUUCAUGGUUAUGUGAUGAUUUCUUGUGUCAUUAAUUGUUAAUAACAUUAAUUGCGGCUGUUGUUUUGUUUUAUACGCAAUUUCAGCUUAGGCUUUUGGAUCACUUGAGGUUGUCUACACGUCUCUUCCUUUUUUUUGUUGUCUGAUCAUUCUGCUUGCUUGAGGGCCUAUUUGUAUCCCACGAUCUUGUUCCUGUUCCAUUCAUCCCAUACUGCCUGACCACACCCACAUUCAUGUUUCUUAUAUCUGACUGGUUGAUCCCAUAAUUUCACUGAGAUUUCUGUUGGAUAUCUCUUACCUAGCCAGGUUUUAGGAUAGCAGCUGAAAUGACUCUUUUUUCGGAAAAUUAAGU
Molecule: messenger RNA, 2088 nt
Organism: Ilex paraguariensis (yerba mate)
Lineage: Eukaryota; Viridiplantae; Streptophyta; Magnoliopsida; Aquifoliales; Aquifoliaceae
Source: the annotation of a GenBank genome assembly